UUUAACGUUUGAAAAAAGCUACCUAAAUGCUAUCUCUAUCGCUAACUGCUACUAAAACCGCUACUUUACCAAAUACUCUCAAAUUUUUUGUAAUAGAGUUUUGACUGAUCAAAACACUAACCGUUACUUCAAACGCUACCAUCAAAUAAGGCCAUAAUAUUAAGUUAUUGACAUCUCAACGAAGAGCUUCUCACCACUUAGUACCUUCAAAAAAAAAAAAAGUAAUGAACCAAAUUGAUUGCUAAUCGUCGGAAAUUCGGAAUUUACCUAUUUUUUUCAUCGUUUUAUAAAAAAAAAUCCAAAAUCAUAAAAAAAUUGAAGAACAAAAAUGGCAAAACCUCAACAUAGUGGCACUUUUUCUCAACGAUGGUCUCUCUCUGGAAUGACUGCUCUUGUCACUGGCGGCACUCGUGGAAUUGGGAAUGCAGUGGUUGAAGAAUUAGGAGGUUUUGGAGCAAAAAUUCAUCUUUGUUCGAGAAAUGAAGAGGAAUUAAACAAGUGCUUAGAUGAAUGGAAGGUAAAAGGUUUUGAAGUGAGUGGUUCUGUUUGUGAUGUUUCUUCUCGGGAACAACGACAGAAACUUAUGCAAGAUGUUUCUUCAAUUUUCAAUGGAAAGCUCAACAUUCUUGUAAAUAAUGUCGGUACGAAUAAAAGACAAGCAACUACUGAGGUCUCUGCUGAAGAUUAUGCAACAUUAAUGACCACCAAUUUGGAAUCUGCUUAUCAUCUCUGUCAGCUUGCACACCCUCUUUUAAAAGAUUCUGGAGCUGGAAGCAUUGUCUUCAUAUCAUCUGUUGCAGGGGUUACAUCUAUUGGUACUGGAACUGUUUAUGCGGCUACUAAAGCUGCAAUUAAUCAGCUGACCAAAAACCUGGCAUGUGAAUGGGCAAAAGACAAUAUCAGGACCAAUACUGUUGCACCUUGGUAUACCAGAACCUCACUUGUAGAGCAUUUGCUUGCUGACAAGAGCUUCUUGGAGAAAACCAUUUCGCGCACACCUCUUGGCCGCAUAGGAGAACCAGAGGAGGUAUCAUCAAUAGUGACAUUUCUCUGCCUUCCUGCUGCUUCUUACAUCACAGGCCAAAUUAUUUGUGUAGAUGGUGGAAUGACUGUUAAUAGUUUUAACUCCGGGCUUUACUAGUUAUUAGUUCAUCCUUGUCAGUCUCAACGCCUUCUAGUGAACUAGGCACUUCUAGGCUAUCGAUCACCUGAGAGUCAUAAGCAUCUAUUUAACCGUGACUACUUAGAUCAAACAAUAAGCUAGGGAGUAGUAACUUAAAUUACACCCGUAUUUUCAAUAAUUUGUUUUUGGAAUAAGUUUUUCGGAGACGUAUGGACUGAAAAGUAAUGUUUGCAUUAUAUCAUUCAUAUGAUGCCAUAUCUCAUUUGAUAGAUACCAAUGUCCGGUUUUUAUAA
Molecule: messenger RNA, 1416 nt
Organism: Chenopodium quinoa (quinoa)
Lineage: Eukaryota; Viridiplantae; Streptophyta; Magnoliopsida; Caryophyllales; Amaranthaceae
Product: tropinone reductase homolog At5g06060-like
Exons: 5
Coding region: 329-1141 (270 amino acids)
Molecular function (GO): oxidoreductase activity
Source: RefSeq, a predicted model, not a curated record